CUCUCUCCCCUCCUUCUCUUAAAACCUCCUAGAGCUUCCGUCUGGUUAAAAUACUUUGUUCACCAAGAAAUGGAAAAAGAAACGCUUCCGUCCCACGAAACCGUCCUCUUCCGCAUCAGACUUGUAUCAAAUGGCGCAUACCUCCUCCACACCCCGGUCUACGCCGCAAGCCUCUCAAGAACAACCGGCCUGCCCAUCCUCUCUCCCGACGCAGACCCGUUCCUCUCCUUACUCCAGCUCACCCGCAACUCGGGCGUCGGUCUCUUGAUUGAUGGCAAGGCUGUUAGAACCAGAUCGCAGCUCAAUCGGCUCGUCGCGCUCGGCAGGUUCGGACGCAAGCCAGCGGCGGUUAUGCCGAUCUCGAGAAAUAGUACUACUGCGCUUGCCAAUGCGGUCAAGAAGCGGAAACUCCCUGUCUUUGAUGUGCUCUAUGUUGAAUAUGACGAAACCGAUCUCACCUCUGCAUCUUCCCUCUCUUCCCUCUCUUCCUCCUCCUCCUCUUCAUCAUCCUCCUCCUCCUCCUCCAUCCUCCACCGCCUCGCUCACCGCAGGUCCAAGACCCCGGUGCGCAAGUACGCAUCAGACUACACAGACAUGGAAGGCGGCUCCGUGAUCGACACCGAUCUUCUCUUCCGCCGCGCAGGCCUGCCCGUUCCGCGCGCCGUGGCCGAGAAAGCGAUCGCGCUCGCCGAAGCCGAGCUGAUGGACUGCGCCAUGCCUCCGUUCCAGCGCGAACCCGUGCUUCCUCUCCGUCGGCCGCGGUCGAACGCGAGCACGAUCUCCUCCUGCUCGUCGUCGAGUAUCGACAGUCGUCGCAGCAGCGGCAUCAGUCGACGCAGCAGCACUGUCGUCUUCAGCCUCGGCUGCGCGGCCGACGCCGGCGAAGAGCUAUUCUGGGACGACGAGUGCGAGCCGUCGUAUAUCCCGACCUCGCUGCCGCAGCUCAAUCUCAAGGGUGUCAACCCGAGACGGCAUUCGUCGUACAUUCCCGCCGACCACGAUGCGUCGCUGAAAAGCGCGUAUGCGUUCAACGACUAUGUGUUUAGUCGGCAACAGCAGCAACAGCAGCAGCAACAACUGCAGCAGAGGAGAAGUAUGAUUGCAUCUACCCAUCGGAGACAUGGCAGUGCCUCGUCGAUGGGCAGCGAGAGACGAACGUUGGCAUUAAUUUACGAGGAAGAGGAGGAAGAUAUGAUCUAG
Molecule: messenger RNA, 1200 nt
Organism: Myxozyma melibiosi
Lineage: Eukaryota; Fungi; Ascomycota; Lipomycetes; Lipomycetales; Lipomycetaceae
Exons: 2
Coding region: 70-1200 (376 amino acids)
Source: RefSeq, a predicted model, not a curated record